UUAAACAUCUGUGCAUGGAGAAAUAUUUGGCUCCACCAAUAACCUACACAGAAUAUCAAUGGCGUUCUAGGUUUAAUGGAAAACAAACCCAAUUGUUGGGAAACUAACACGACAAAAAAAAAAAUCAUAUCCUUAUGUAACAACCAAGAGCUAAGUCCAUCUGUUCAUCUAUCUUCUCUUUUCUUUCUUCCAAAAUAAAAUGUUUCAUCGCCACAAGUAACCCAUUGAAGUGUCGAUCCAGCUUUAGCUCCUAUGACGAUAUAAUUACUUAAAAAUUCAAGAACCAGCUGAUACAGCUUUACAAGUAAGCACGAAGCAUUUGAUGCCAUGGUUGACACAUUAUCCAUUUCCUUGUUUUAAUUAAGACGUGGAAACUUGUCCUACUAAUAAGCUAAAACAACUCAUCCAUCCAAAGCAAACCCACACACAUUCAAAAAUUGAAGAAAGGUUUCAUCUGGAUUGGCUGGCUGGCAAUCUCUGCAAGCUUCCUUGGAGCUUUUGCAACUAUGGAGAAAGGAACAGCAUCUUCCUCUGGAGCAGAAUCUGCAGCAGCAGCCACCAGCUAUGGGAAACUGGCAACCAUCCUGAGCAUAGAUGGAGGAGGGAUCAAAGGGAUCAUCCCAGGUGUAAUGCUUGCUUACCUCGAGUCCAAACUUCAGGAGCUUGAUGGGGAGGGAGCCAGGAUUGCAGACUACUUCGAUGUGAUCUCAGGAACGAGCACUGGAGGCCUGGUGGCUACAAUGCUGGCUGCACCAAAUGAGAACAAGCGCCCACUUUUUGCAGCCAAGGAAAUUGUGCAAUUCUACCUCCAGCACAGCCCCAAGAUCUUCCCGCAGAACAGGAGUGUAUUUGCAUGGGUGUUGAAGCUGUGGAAAGUUCUUACUGGGCCGCAGUAUGAUGGCAAGUAUUUGAGGAAGUCGAUAAGAAAGAUGUUGGGGAGCAGUAAGCUGCAUGACAGCUUGACCAAUUUGGUCAUCCCUACUUUCGACAUCAAGAAGCUCCAGCCAGUCAUCUUUUCUUCCUAUCAGGUGGAAACACUGCCAACGUUAGAUGCUCUGCUCUCGGACAUAUGCAUCUCCACAGCUGCGCCCCCAACUUUCUUCCCAGUUCAUUACUUCAAGAACCAAGACUCACAAGGAAACGUCAGAGAAUUCAAUCUUAUCGAUGGCGGCAUAGCUGCCAACAACCCUACUUUGGUUGCCAUAACAGAAGUGACCAAGCAGAUCAUGAAGAACCCAGGUGGAUGCUCGAUGAAGCCAAUGGAGUACGGCCGGUUUCUGGUGAUCUCACUGGGGACAGGCUCCAACAAGACAGAAGAGAAAUACAAUGCCAAAACUGCUUCGAAAUGGGGCGUCAUAAGCUGGUUGUACCAUAAGGGAUCUUCUCCAUUGAUCAGUUGCUACUCUGAUGCAAUCUCAGAUAUGGUUGAUUACCACAACUGUGUUGUUUUCAAAGCUCUGGAAUCAGAGGACAACUAUCUGAGAAUAGAUGAUGACAAGCUGCAAGGAGAUACUGUGUCCGCAGACUUGGCUACAGAGGAGAAUCUGAAGAAUCUAGUGAAAGUGGGAGAGAAUCUGUUGAAGGGCCCUGUAACUCGGAAGAAUCUAGACACUGGACGCUACGAACCUGUUGAGAACGGUGGCACCAAUGAAGAAGCACUUCAAAGGGUUGCAAAGCUACUUUCAGAAGAGAGGAAGUACCGGCUGCGGUCGCUGCCAAGGAAUGCAGCCUGAGCAUGCUUUUCAGCAGACAUAUACUCAAGCCUUCAGUUUCCCCUGCGCUAAAGCUGUCAUUCUUUGUACUCAAUAACUGAUUUGAGACAAG
Linum trigynum is the source of this 1824-nucleotide messenger RNA. The record is from the annotation of a GenBank genome assembly. NCBI's taxonomy places the organism in Eukaryota, Viridiplantae, Streptophyta, Magnoliopsida, Malpighiales, Linaceae.